Chrysochloris asiatica (Cape golden mole) is the source of this 1662-nucleotide messenger RNA. It is a transcript of the gene ZFP69B, whose product is annotated as ZFP69 zinc finger protein B. The coding region runs from base 1 to 1605 and encodes 534 amino acids. Gene Ontology annotation, biological process: negative regulation of transcription by RNA polymerase II; regulation of cytokine production; regulation of immune system process. Lineage: Eukaryota; Metazoa; Chordata; Mammalia; Afrosoricida; Chrysochloridae. The record is from RefSeq and is a predicted model, not a curated record. The transcript is spliced from 5 exons.
AUGCUGCAGGAACUACUGAUCACCCUGCACACUGAAGCCAGCACCUGGGUGAAAUUGCACCAUCCAAAGAAGGGCAAGGAGGGGGUGCCCUUGUGGGAGGAUGUGACUCAAAUAUUUAAAGGAGAAGCUCUGUUAUCUGAGGAUGCUGAUGAGACCCAGAGAGAAACUAUAGCAAAUAAAAUGACCCCUGGGGCCCUAACAUCAGAAUACCAGGAACUGUUAACCUUCAAUGACAUAUCUGUGGACUUCACCCAGGAGGAGUGGGGGCAGCUAGCUCCUGCUCAUCGGAAUCUGUACCGGGAGGUGAUGCUGGAGAACUAUGGGAACCUGGUCUCAGUGGGAUAUCAGUUUUCCAAGCCUGGUGUGAUUUCCCAGCUAGAGAAAGGAGAAGAGCCAUGGCUGACUGAGAGAGAAAUUUCAGAAGGUCCAAGUUCAGACUUAGAGAGCAAAACAGAAAACAAAGAGUCAACCGUAAAGAAUGACAUUUUACCAGAAGAGUUCCACCAUGGCCUGAUGGUGGAGAGAGCCACAGAAGGAACCGCUUUGUACUCCACGUUAGGAAUAGUCUCCAGAUACGAUGAGUUGGAAAGUCACCAGGAAAACCAAGCAGUAGAGGAGGUACAAGUCCUCUUGAUUCGAAAGAAAACUUUCACUCAGGAGAGAGGCCAGGAAUCCAACAGAUUUGAGAAGAGUAUUCAUGUGAGCUCAAAAGUUACUCCAGGGCCAGUUGGCACGCCAAGAAAACUAGAUCGUAAAUAUGACACAUCUGGAAAGAGAAGCAGAUACAAUUUAGGUGUGACUGAUCACACAAGAAGUUACAAAAAAAUGAAAACCUUUGAAUGUAAUAUUUGUGAAAAAAUCUUCAAACAGCUUAUUCACCUUACUGAGCACAUGAGAAUUCAUACUGGAGAGAAACCUUUCAGAUGUAAGGAAUGUGGAAAAGCCUUUAGUCAAAGUUCAUCCCUUAUUCCACAUCAGAGAAUCCAUACGGGUGAGAAACCCUAUGAAUGUAAGGAAUGUGGCAAAACCUUCAGGCAUCUGUCAUCCCUUACUCAGCAUCUGAGAAUUCAUACUGGGGAGAAGCCCUAUGAAUGUGGUGUAUGUCAGAAAGCCUUCAGCCAGAGCAUUGGACUGAUCCAGCAUCUGAGAACUCAUGUUAGAGACAAACCUUUCACAUGCAAAGAUUGUGGAAAAGCGUUUUUUCAGAUUAGACACCUUAGACAACAUGAAAUUAUUCAUAGUGGUGUGAAACCCUAUAUUUGUAAUGUGUGCAGUAAAACCUUCAGCCAUAGCACAUACCUAACUCAACACCGGAGAACUCAUACUGGGGAAAGACCAUAUAAAUGCAAGGAGUGUGGGAGAGCUUUUAGCCAGAGAAUCCAUCUGUCUAUCCAUCAGAGAGUCCAUACUGGAGUGAAGCCUUAUGAAUGCAGUCACUGUGGAAAAGCCUUUCGGCAUGACUCAUCCUUUGCUAAACAUCAGAGAAUUCAUACUGGAGAAAAACCUUACGAUUGUAAUGAAUGUGGAAAAGCCUUCAGCUGCAGUUCAUCACUUAUUAGACACUGCAAAACACAUUUAAGAAAUACCUGUAGCACUGAUACAUGAAAUAUAUUCAACCAUAAAAGAAUUCCACAUUGAAGCAAAAACUUCACUCAGUGCUUC